AGGCGAGCCCUGUCAUCCCUCCCCCUCCCUCUCCCCCCAUUGUGUCUCGAUCACCUCCCACGUGUCAUCAACAAGAACAUCACCAACCCAUUUUUAGAACUUCACGAAUCAGAUAAACAUUCACGCAAGAUGUCUAACGCCGAACAAACAUUUAUCAUGGUCAAGGUGGACGGUGUCCAACGUUCACUCGUUGGAGAAAUCCUAGGACGAUUUGAGCGUCGAGGAUACAAAAUCGCAGCCUUGAAGAUGAUCCAUGCCUCCAAGGAGCACGUCGAGAAGCACUACGCCGACCUCAAGGACAAGCCCUUCUUUGGCGGCCUCACUUCCUUCAUGUGCAGUGGUCCCGUCGUGGCCAUCGUCUUCGAGGGCAAGGAUGUUGUCAAACAGGGCCGGGCCAUGCUUGGCGCCACCAACCCACUCUCUUCAGCUGCUGGUACCAUUCGAGGCGACUUCGGUAUCGACAUGGGCCGUAACAUUUGCCACGGUUCUGACUCGGUCGAAUCCGCCAAGAAGGAAAUCGCACUUUGGUUCCCCGAAGGUGUUGUUCAAUACCGACUCACCGCCGACGCCAACGUAUACGAGUAAAUACGAAGGCUUUUGGUCGCUAGGGCCGAGCUUAUAAAGUGGACUCGUAGUGUGUCAUCAAAAAUGUCCUAGGGCCUUAUUGAAAUACCAAGACAAAGUUUCGAUGUCCCUUCUUGAAUAAUUUCAGUUGCUCAGCUUUGAAGCUGUUGAGUCUAAUUCACAGCUUAUUCACGUCUCUUUGAGAAAAGGGUGGCAAGAGCACAUUGGCCUUAACGAAGCGAGUGACAAGAUCACCACUUGAAAGUUAUGGAAUCUUAGAUUCCCC
Messenger RNA from Puccinia graminis f. sp. tritici CRL 75-36-700-3, 850 nucleotides. Its product is annotated as nucleoside diphosphate kinase. The coding region runs from base 130 to 585 and encodes 151 amino acids. Gene Ontology annotation, biological process: CTP biosynthetic process; GTP biosynthetic process; UTP biosynthetic process. Lineage: Eukaryota; Fungi; Basidiomycota; Pucciniomycetes; Pucciniales; Pucciniaceae. The transcript is spliced from 7 exons. The record is from RefSeq and is a predicted model, not a curated record. Gene Ontology annotation, molecular function: nucleoside diphosphate kinase activity.